Fusarium venenatum is the source of this 1704-nucleotide messenger RNA. Its product is annotated as major facilitator superfamily domain-containing protein. The record is from RefSeq and is a predicted model, not a curated record. Gene Ontology annotation, biological process: transmembrane transport. NCBI's taxonomy places the organism in Eukaryota, Fungi, Ascomycota, Sordariomycetes, Hypocreales, Nectriaceae. Gene Ontology annotation, cellular component: plasma membrane. Gene Ontology annotation, molecular function: transmembrane transporter activity.
AUGGCUACGGAAACUCCCAAAGAAGAGCGAAUCGACCUCCAAGCUCCCCUUAGCGGAAAUGAAAAGACAACGUCUUCCUCGAAUACUCCCACAUUACACGAGCCAGCCCAGGAAGAAAUUCAAGCGAAACCAGAAGUCGAACUCUCACCAGAGCAAGAGGAAGGGGAACCCCAGUGGUUGAAAGGAUGGGAACUCGCAAGCAUGAUGACCUCUCUUACACUUGCUGCCUUCUUGAUGCUGCUUGACAUGUCAAUCAUCAGCACGGCUAUUCCUCGCAUCACAUCGGACUUUCACUCUUUACAUGACAUAGGAUGGUAUGCUAGCGCAUACAAUCUUGCGAGUGCUGCCCUCCAACCACUUACAGGCAAAUUAUACAUGUACUUUAACACUCGGUGGAUCUUCUUGAGCCUGUUCUUUGUCUUUGAGCUCGGCAAUUUGAUUUGCGGUGUUGCCCAAUCGUCCACUAUGCUCAUUAUUGGUCGCGCGAUCUCGGGCAUUGGCUCAUCUGGCAUUCAGAAUGGCGCGCUCACGAUCAUCGCAUCGGCAGUGCCUAUACAUAAGCGCCCAUCUCUAGUAGGAAUUCUUAUGGGGUUUGCCCAGUUGGGAAUUGUUAGCGGUCCCUUGGUAGGAGGCGCUUUCACCCAAUAUACUACUUGGCGAUGGUGCUUCUAUAUCAACCUCCCAAUUGGCGCCAUCUGUACGGUUUUGAUCCUUAUCGUUCAUAUUCCCAACCACCGUGCUCCCACAGAUGAAACUGUCAUGCAUCUUCUGAAAACAAAGUUCGAUUUCACAGGCCUAGUCAUGUUCAGCCCAAGUGUAGUCAUGCUACUGCUGGCACUCCAGUGGGGCGGUGUCGAUUAUGCUUGGGACUCUGCGACAAUUAUCGGCCUCUUUUGCGGUGGUGGUGUUCUAUUCGCGAUAUUCAUAGUCUGGGAGCAUCGUGUUGGUACGGAUGCAAUGAUCCCAAUGCCCAUCGUGCGCACAAGACAAGUCUGGGCUUCGUGCUUAACCCAGCUAUUCUUGUUUGCGACAGUUAUGGUGGCGUCUUUCUACCUGCCUGUCUAUUUCCAGUCGGCUAAAGAUGCGUCACCAUUUAAAAGUGGUGUCAACUUGCUCCCUAGCAUUCUCAUGUUGAUUGUGGCGGCUGUUUUAAGUGGUAUUCUAGUUCAGAGAAUCGGUUAUUACAUACCUUUCGCGGCUUCCAGUGCGAUAAUCUCAGCUAUAGGAUUCGGUCUCGCAUCAACCAUGGGUCCUUAUACUUCAACCGCCAAAUGGGCAGGCUACCAGAUCUUGAUAGGUUUUGGACGUGGACUCGGCAUUCAGAUGCCCAUUAUCGCUGUCCAGGCCAACACAAAGCCUGAAGUGACACCCAUUGCCAUGUCAAUUUUGACGUUUUCCCAAACCUUUGGGGGCGCCAUUUUCGUAACUGCCGGCAAUGUUAUCUUCACCCAUGAGCUCCGCGAAGAACUUAUCAAAAGACUUCCCAGCCUUGAUCCUGAUAUGAUCAUCGACGCUGGUGCUGGUGCUGUAAGCGAGGUUGUUUCUAAGGAAAAUCUACCCGGUGUUUUAUGGUCAUACUCCAAAGGCACACGCGCAACAUUCUUACUUUGUGUAGCUUCAGCAUGUGUUAUGCUUGUUACAUCUUUUGGUAUGGGUUGGAAAGACAUCAGAAAGAAGCCUGCAGUCAAUGCUGGUGAGGCUUGA